Molecule: messenger RNA, 1343 nt
Organism: Brachypodium distachyon (stiff brome)
Lineage: Eukaryota; Viridiplantae; Streptophyta; Magnoliopsida; Poales; Poaceae
Product: bZIP transcription factor 53
Exons: 1
Coding region: 512-1060 (182 amino acids)
Biological process (GO): positive regulation of DNA-templated transcription
Cellular component (GO): nucleus
Molecular function (GO): transcription cis-regulatory region binding; DNA-binding transcription factor activity
Source: RefSeq, a predicted model, not a curated record
CGAAUUUGGCCGGCGCGUCCGCAGUUCCGCACAGAGUGCACGUAAAAUGAAGGCUGGCUAGUCUCUGUAGGUUCUUCUUCCUCCCUCCUCCUGACCAUCGCCCAUAUAUACACCUUCCUACCUGAGAGCCUAAUCAUUCGCAUCCUUCAAGCUUCAGCGGAAGUGGUACCCGCACCGUCCAUGUCGACGCCGCCGGCGCCUAGCCUACACCACAUCUGCUGCCUCCACUCUCUCUCCAUCGUCCUCCUCUACUUCCUCUACGUGAUUUCCUGAUCUGCCCCCACGAUUCACAAGAAUUCGAUCGAACAGAAGCCUACCUUGGUUUUUGUUCGAUCCAAAACCACAUUAGUAAGUAUUAGUUUCCUCUUUGUAGUGAUCUUGUGUGUUUCCCUCCUUCCAAGCAAGCUCGAUCUAUUCUGCACCUUUACUGUGUGUUGGUACAAGUACACUGUCAGUCCGUCACUAGCUUCUCGGACAUCGAUUCAUUCCUCUACGAGCGAACUAGAGAUCGAUGGUUCCGCGGCAGCGGCCGGCGCUGGCGCCACGCCGCCGCGCGAUCACCGAGGAGGAGCGGCGCCGCAACCGGAUGACCUCGAACCGGCUGUCGGCGCAGCGAUCCAGAAUGAAGAGGCAGCAGCGGGAGGAAGAUCUGGCCGCGCAGGCGAGCCGCCUGAAGCUGGAGAACGAGGCCAUGCGGGCCGCCGCCGGCAUCCGGCAGCAGCAGUGCCGCCUGCUCCAGCAGGAGAACCGGGUGCGCGCGGCGCACGCGCGCGAGCUCUACGCGGUGCUGCAGCUGCGGAACUCCCAGCUGCGGAUGCUCGGGCAGGCCGCCGACCUGCCCCUCGACGUGCCCGAGGUCUCGGCCCACCUCACGCAGCUGUACGGCGGCGGCCCACCAGCAGUGCCGCCACUGCCGCCAGAGAUUUAUCAAAUGCUGCAGUUCCAGCCGCCGCUGGAGCGACAAAUUGAUCAAAUGCUGUUCCAGCCGCCGCUGUCGCCAGAGAUUGAUCAGACGUUGUUCCAGCCGCCCGAUGAUGUCAUGGACGAUGAAGCUAGCUAGCCUCCCGAGUGGCGCUGAAUCGGGAACCAUGUACUACUACUACUACUACUCCACUAUAUUGUGUGUACGUACGUAACUACGUUGGCGUGUUUGCGUUUCUACUGUACUGGUAAUCUGGUAUGAUGUGUGCUAUUGCGUCCGUGAGUGCUGACUUGUCGGUCCGCUCUGUGAAGUCUGGACUACGUGUAAGACUGCAUGUGGUGUGCUUUUUUUUUUUCCUUGCGAGAAAGACUGUGGUGCGCUCAUAUAUAUUUUGAAUAAAAAUCUGGUGAAGUUGUGUGUA